CGUAGCCAGGCAAUAACAAAAACAGAGCACCAAAGCAAAGAAAUACCCACCAGUACCACUCUCCUCUCCUCUGUUCCUUUCAUUUCUCCCCGUCAUUUCCACCACACCGUCGCGCGCACUUACACAAACGCCGUCAACUACACCGAAUGUGCGCGCACAACAUCAUCACCUCUUUCUCUUUCUCCUUCUCCUCCAAAAUUAACCACUCUCAGUAGCCACUAGCCAUGCCCUGCUCUUCUCCCUUCUUCCAUGGCUAUCUCCGCACAACUUCACAACUCGCCAUGUCUCUUAAACCCUCUACAAACUUCUGCACCAUUUCUCCCAGACCUUUCUCUGUCCUUCAAUUCGGGAAACACAAGUCCUUCAAAACCCUAGCUUUCAGGCCUCUUCAAUGGCGCCCGAUUGCUUGUAGGGUGGCUGCUGUUGGGGCCUCCAGAAGACCAUUUGAUUUGUUACAAUCACCCAAUUUGUAUCAGCAGAGCAAGGAAUUCGGGAGGUUUGCUUAUGAUGAUUAUCCCGACGAUGACUCCGACCGAGAAAAUGAUUCCGCACAGCAAAAACAAUCUUCAACACUUGAUAAUAUAGAUGAGUGGAGAUGGAAAUUUACAACACUUCUUCGAAACAAAGCUGAAGUAGAAGUGGUGUCUAGAGAGAGAAAGGACAGGCGUGACUUUGAGCAACUUUCUGCAGUGGCAACCAGAAUGGGUUUGUACAGCCGUCAAUAUUCCAAAGUGGUUGUAUUUAGUAAAGUUCCCUUGGCAAAUUAUCGCCAUGACCUGGAUGAUAAGCGGCCACAACGGGAGGUUAUACUGGGUUUUAAUCUGCAAAAGGAUGUAGAUAUUCUUCUCAAGAGGCACCUUCAUGAAAAAUCCGUGAGUAAGCAGACUCUUCAAAAUUAUUCCAUGUCAAGUAAUACUUUUGGUCGGGGUAAGAAGGAAUACAGCCAGCCUGAACCCACGGCGCAGAUGAUUUCUGCGAAAGAGAAAAUGCUUAGGGAGAUUAGUUUGCGACUUCGGGUUCAACAACAACAAUGGCAGGAUUCACCGGAAGGUCAGAAGAUGCUAGAACUUCGAAGAAGUCUACCUGCAUACAAGGAGAGGGAUGCUCUAUUGAAGGCCAUCUCAGAAAACCAGGUAGUGGUUGUCUCUGGUGAAACGGGUUGUGGUAAGACAACUCAACUUCCCCAGUACAUUUUAGAGUCUGAAAUUGAAGCAGCUCGUGGAGCUAGUUGUAGCCUUAUAUGUACGCAGCCGAGAAGAAUAUCAGCUAUGUCUGUUUCAGAGAGGGUUGCUGCCGAACGAGGGGAACAACUUGGAGAAUCAGUUGGCUACAAAAUUAGAUUGGAAGGGAUUAAAGGAAAGGAUACACGACUUCUCUUCUGCACUACUGGUAUACUGUUGAGGAGACUGCUUGUUGAUAGAGAUUUAAGGGGUGUGACCCAUGUCAUUGUUGAUGAAAUUCAUGAACGUGGCAUGAAUGAAGAUUUUCUCCUGAUUGUCUUGAAAGAUCUCCUACCUCGUCGACCAGAUUUGAGGCUGAUUUUGAUGAGCGCAACUCUUAAUGCUGAGCUAUUUUCCUCUUACUUUGGUGGAGCUCCUACGCUACAUAUUCCUGGUUUCACAUACCCCGUUCGAGCUCACUUUCUGGAGAAUAUCUUGGAAACAACUGGAUAUAGGCUGACCUCCUAUAAUCAGAUUGAUGAUUAUGGUCAAGAAAAGGUAUGGAAAAUGCAGAAACAAGCUCAGAGGAAGAAAAAGACACAAAUUGCUUCAACAGUUGAGGAUACACUAGAAGCUGCUAAUUUUAAUCGGUAUAGUCAUUGGACUCGAGAUUCAUUGUCCUGCUGGAACCCUGAUUCUAUUGGUUUUAAUCUCAUUGAGCAUGUGUUAUCCCAUAUAUGUAAGAAUGAAAGACCUGGUGCAGUUUUAGUAUUUAUGACUGGUUGGGAGGAUAUUAAUUCUUUGAAGGACCAGCUUCAAUCUCAUCCUGUACUUGGAGAUCCGAGCAGGGUUUUGUUGCUUGCUUGCCAUGGUUCCAUGGCUAGUUCCGAACAGAGGCUGAUAUUUGAUAGGCCUCCAGAAGGGGUGCGGAAAAUAGUACUUGCCACAAAUAUGGCAGAGACUAGUAUCACCAUAAAUGAUGUGGUCUUUGUUGUUGAUUGUGGUAAGGCAAAAGAGACAUCAUAUGAUGCACUGAACAACACUCCCUGUCUGCUACCUUCGUGGAUCUCAAAAGCUGCUGCUCGGCAGAGAAGAGGUAGAGCUGGUCGUGUUCAGUCAGGGGAGUGUUACCAUCUUUACCCCAAAUGUGUCUACGAUGCAUUCAGUGAUUAUCAGAUACCAGAACUUUUGAGGACACCCCUACAGUCCCUCUGUCUUCAGAUUAAAAGCUUAGACCUUGGUGGUGUUUCAGAGUUUCUGUCAAAAGCUUUGCAACCACCAGAGCCAUUAUCGGUACAAAAUGCUAUUGAUUUUUUGAAGGUCAUUGGAGCUCUGGAUGAAAAUGAAAAUCUUACUGUGCUCGGUCAAAACUUGUCUGUGCUUCCUGUGGAGCCCAAACUAGGGAAGAUGCUAAUAUUGGGGGCUAUUUUCAAAUGCCUAGACCCGGUAAUGACUGUUGUUGCUGGUUUAAGUGGUAGAGACCCCUUCAUGACGCCAUUUGACAAGAAGGAUCUCGCAGAGUCAGCAAAGGCUCAGUUCUCUGGUCGUGAGUUCAGUGACCAUCUUACCCUUAUUCGAGCUUAUGAAGGAUGGAAACAUGCUGAAAGACAACAGUCUGGUUAUGAAUAUUGUUGGACAAAUUUUUUGUCCUCCCAGACUUUGAGAGCUAUUGAUUCCUUGCGGAAGCAGUUUUUCUCGUUACUCAAAGAUACAGGACUUGUUGAUACCGAUAAUGAAAGCCGUAACAAGUGGAGCCAUGAUGAGCACCUUGUUCGGGCAAUAAUUUGUGCGGGUAUGUUCCCUGGUGUUUGCUCAGUUGGGAAUAAAGAGAGGUCAAUAACGCUGAAAACAAUGGAAGAUGGACAAGUUCUUCUGUAUUCGAAUUCAGUGAAUGCACAAGAACCAAAAAUACCAUAUCCAUGGCUUGUCUUCAAUGAGAAGAUAAAGGUCAAUUCUGUCUUCCUGAGGGAUUCAACGGCCGUGUCAGAUUCUGUGUUGUUACUGUUUGGAGGAAACAUUUCUAGGGGUAGACAGGAUGGACACUUGAAAAUGCUGGGAGGAUACCUGGAGUUCUUUAUGAAACCUGGCUUAGCAGACAUCUACCUGUCCUUGAAAAGAGAACUUGAGGAACUAAUUCAUUGCAAGCUUGUGGAUCCCAAGUUGGACAUCCACAGAUUCGUGGACCUUUUAUCUGCAACAAGAUUGCUGAUAUCAGAAGACCAACGUGAGGGUAGAUUUGUGUACGGUCGUCAACUGCCAACACCAUCAAAAAAGGCAGGUAAAGAGACAAGUGUGCAGGGUGGUAAAAUCAGUGGUGAUGAUAAUUCCAAGAACCAAUUGCAAACUUUGCUUGCAAGGGCAGGGCAUGAAGCACCUGCGUACAGGACAAGACCACUGAACAACAAGUUUCGUGCUACUGUAAAUUUCAACGGCUUGGAAUUUGUUGGUAAACCUUGUAACAAUAAGAAGCUAGCAGAAAAGGAUGCUGCUGCAGAAGCUGUUAAAUGGUUGAUGGGUGAUACCCCUUCAUUCCGGGGAGAUAUAGACCAUUUGUCAAUGUUCAUGAAAAACAGCAAGAAGAAACAUGGUAAAGGAACGUAGAUGUGUUGCUGUGGAACAUGUCCUUUCUACCUCUGAAGAAUUGAAUCGCUUCUCCCCUGCAUCAUAUGGUGCUCAGUAUAAACAGCUUGAAAUUGCAAACAGAAUUUCCUGUUACUGGUAUGGCCUUCUCAACCUUGGUUUUCACGAUAGCAAAUUCGCAACAAGUUCGAUUAUCAGUUCAUGAUAAGGGUGAUCGACCUAAUACGAGACAUCUCAUAUAUAGGUGACUAUUUUGGGCGACUGUUUUGGGGCGAAUAUGUUGGGUGACAUCUCAUAUAUAGGUGACUAUUUUUGGGUGGCUGUUUUGGCUAGAACUUUACGAGCUUCAACUCACCCCUUCCUGCCACAGUAAAUGUGAAUUGACCUGUAAAGAUGAAGGGUUCAUGUUGGUGAUGGUUUGUAGAUAGAAACUAAAUGAUCAACAUACCACAUUAGAUUCUUUUCAAGGAAAGUUGAGUGCUGUCUAUAAAAAUAUGAUAUGUUCUAGAUUCGCAUUUUUGUCUUUUGUUCAGCAGCAAAUGUAAUGGAUGGGUUUAUCAAGGCAGGGAGAUGCUCUUAGUUCUGGCCUCUCAUCAUCAAAAGAGUUGACGAGGGACAGACGAAGAGGGUUAACAUUGAUAGCUUCUAUAACAUUAUUCACUUCCAACUUUUUUGGACGACGUAGCAUGGUGAAAGGUUUUCAUGGGAGGACUUGGUUCUUUUAGUUGAGAUUCGUCAUACAGAACACAUUUUAUUUGAAUUUAGUGCAAGGAAAAGAUGACCUUGAUUGUCACUUUUUUGUAAUUUUAUUAGGUUCAUAUUGUAUUAGUUGCAAUAUGUGCCUAGUUGAUGGUUAAACUUACUUUGAGCAUAUUUAAUACUCUCUCCCUUUUGAAAUAAGGGUUAUACUUUUCCAUUUUGACCGUUUAUGAAAAUAGUUAGACUUCAGCUCUUAUAUAUAAAAUGUAUCUUUAUCUA
Messenger RNA from Spinacia oleracea (spinach), 4718 nucleotides. RefSeq names its product DExH-box ATP-dependent RNA helicase DExH3. The coding region runs from base 225 to 3761 and encodes 1178 amino acids. The transcript is spliced from 19 exons. The record is from RefSeq and is a predicted model, not a curated record. Gene Ontology annotation, molecular function: RNA binding; helicase activity; ATP binding. Lineage: Eukaryota; Viridiplantae; Streptophyta; Magnoliopsida; Caryophyllales; Amaranthaceae. Gene Ontology annotation, cellular component: nucleus; intracellular anatomical structure.